Messenger RNA from Colletotrichum acutatum, 1954 nucleotides. Its product is annotated as cytochrome P450. Lineage: Eukaryota; Fungi; Ascomycota; Sordariomycetes; Glomerellales; Glomerellaceae. The record is from RefSeq and is a predicted model, not a curated record. Gene Ontology annotation, molecular function: iron ion binding; monooxygenase activity; heme binding. Bases 1 to 1620 code for a protein of 539 amino acids. The transcript has 5 exons.
AUGAAGCUCACAAUGACCGCAACAAACCCUUUCUCCCAAUUAAAUUCCGCAAUGCUUUUAGGACAAGCUAUAAGUCUAUCUGUUUUUAUUCUUGCGGGCUAUUUACUACAAAACGAAAUAAAGAGGUAUCGAGGUAGAAUCAAACAUCUUCCUGGUCCUGUUGGCUGGCCUGUGGUCGGCAACCUUUUCCAGAACCAAGACCAAGUACCAGCCGAAACAUACCGAGUCUGGGCAAAGGAGUAUGGGCCUGCGUUCCAGAUACAGCUAGGAAAUACAACGGUUGUCGUCGUCAACACUGUAGAGUCUGCCAAACAGCUAUUCCUCGGACAACGCCAUGCGAUGAACUCUCGACCAACAUUCUAUGUCUUCCAUGGAAAGGUCAGCAAAGCCGUUCCAAGUAUCGGCACCAGCCCAUGGGACGACUCCUGUAAACGUCGCCGCAAGCUCGCAGCUGGGGCAUUGAAUCGUCCGCGCGUAGAAAGCUACGCAUCAAUUUUAAACUUGGAGGCACGAGAGUUCCUCAAAGACCUGUACGAAGAAUGCCGUGGAGGCCUAGUGGAUCUCGACUUCCGUCUAGCUGUCAGGCGCUUCUCCCUCAAUCUUAGUCUGACGCUCAACUAUGGGACAAGAGCCUCCAAUGUCAAGUCUCUAGAGGACGAUCCCCUAUUUUCUGAGAUCAUUUAUGUCGAAUCAGAAAUUUCGAAACUUCGCGACACAGGAAAGAACUACACCAACUACAUACCCUUGCUGCGAUACUGGGAGCCGAUUGCGAGUGUGUUAGGUUUGCAGUCCACGCCGAAGAAUCACGCAAGGGACAUUGGUCGUCGAAGACUGGAAUAUAACGAUGUUCUCCUCAGCCGGCUCAAGGACGAGAUUUCUCGGGGCAAAGACAAGCCCUGCAUUCAAGGUGCUGUUCUGAAAGACCCCGAGUCGGCCACUCUUACACGAGAGGAGCUGAUCAGUGUCAGCCUCAGCAUGAUGGCAGGUGCCGACUCAAACCAGCCUACGUUGGCUUGGGCUAUUCUCUUACUUGCACACCGCCCUGAUAUUCAAGACAAGGCAUAUGGCGCCAUCCAAGAUGCUGGCGUUCUACAGCAACCAUCCAAUACAUAUGCUUCUACGAAGAUUGAUUACAUAGAUGCACUGACAAAAGAGAUCUCGAGGUACUUUGUCGUCCUGAAGCUCGCUCUACCAAAGGCAACAUACACCGAUGUCACUUGGGGAUCCGCCACGAUUCCGGCCAACACUCUGGUCUUCCUGAAUAGCUGGUCCUGCAAUAGAGAUCCUGAUCUCUUCAAAGACCCCGAAGUAUUCGCCCCUGAGCGUUGGCUUCCAGAUGCAACGGACCAAUACGCGCAUCAAUUUGCCUUCGGUAUUGGUGGCAGGAUGUGUGUAGCGUCUCACCUCGCACACAGCGCCUUGUACACAGCCUUUUUGCACUUGAUCGCUCAAUUCAAGAUCUUGCCUGCAGAUGGCAAGGAUUCUGUGGAGAUUGAUCCGAUCAAAGGACUUGAUGGCCUCUCGUUUGUCGCCAAACCGAAAGGUUUUCAGGCGAAGUUUGUGCCAAGAGAUGGAGAACGAUUAGACGGUUGGUUGAAGAGCCCCGACGAGUGCUUGUAAAAGUCUCGAUGAACUCUUCAUUAUUGCAAAGAAAUAGAUCUGGUCAGGGGCGAGGUUGUUUGUGUCCAACCAAUUAAUACUGCGAGGAUAUGUUGAUUCGCUUUGGGCUUGGAGACUUCAAGUAAAUCGUGAGUGGAGGUAUCACUUACGGACGUCCGUGUUCCAUGAAGUGAAGUAGAAUCAUAGAGAUCAGCGCUGUAGAGGUGGUCUGAAGCAGUUUGUGCGACUUGCCAGCGUGUACUGCCAUCCAUUCUAUCGGCGGGACGCCUGUAUACCUGCCUUAACAUCUUGUAAAACCAGCGUGAAUGGUCCGAUGCCUUGAGAUGAAUAAGGU